Molecule: messenger RNA, 1701 nt
Organism: Olea europaea var. sylvestris
Lineage: Eukaryota; Viridiplantae; Streptophyta; Magnoliopsida; Lamiales; Oleaceae
Product: peroxisome biogenesis factor 10
Exons: 11
Coding region: 166-1365 (399 amino acids)
Biological process (GO): protein import into peroxisome matrix
Cellular component (GO): peroxisomal membrane
Molecular function (GO): zinc ion binding
Source: RefSeq, a predicted model, not a curated record
CACCUAAAAAAAUGUGGUGCGAGACGGUUUACGAAAGAAAAGAGAAAGGAAGGCAAGAGUUGCUAAUAUUGGAUAGGGUAAAUCGGGAAUUUCACAACAUUUUGCGAGUUCGAAGAGAAGUUCUAUCUCUUCAGUAACGAGAGAGAGAAUUUUUGGGGCGCGGGGAUGGGACUGAGAGAAUCAACUUCCGGUACCGGAGACGCCAGUACUAGUCACGCCGAAGCGGGGCCUAGUGGCAGCUCCUCCACUGGCUCUGGCGGCGUGCUGAGGUUUCCUCUGGCUGCGCAGCCGGAAAUUAUGAGAGCUGCGGAAAAAGACGACCAAUACGCCUCAUUCGUCUAUGACGCUUGCCGUGACGCCUUCCGCCACCUCUUCGGUACACGAGUUGCUGUUGCCUAUCAGAGUGAGACAAAACUUUUGGGGCAGAUGCUCUACUAUGUCUUAACUACGGGUGCUGGAAAGCAGACACUAGGAGAGGAAUAUUGUGACAUUACUCAGGUUGCAGGGUCAUAUGGACUUCCUCCAACCCCUGCAAGGCGUGCCCUUUUUAUUUUUUAUCAAACAGCAUUCCCAUACAUUGCAGAAAGAGUCAGCUCACGAAUUGCUUCCCAGGGUAUCACCAUGGCUGAUUCACUAAUGGAUGAUCCCUAUGGGAAUAACAGCAGCCAAACUCAGUCGUCCACUAGUAUUCAAAUUCCAUUGACCUCCGCACCAACAGGUCCUCUUUCAGCUUUGUCCAGAUUGAAAACCAAAAUUACUGGAUUGUGGUUAUAUACAGUUCGGAGGUGGCCCUCAAUGCUUCCUUUAGCCCGUGAACUUUUUAUGCUGAUUCUCCGGACGAACCUUAUGUUCUUUUAUUUUGAAGGCUUAUAUUAUCAUAUAUCAAAUCGAGCUGCUGGGAUUCGUUAUGUAUUUAUUGGAAAACCAACCAAUCAACGACCUAGAUAUCAAAUAUUGGGGGUUUUCCUCCUAGUACAGCUAUGUAUCCUUGCUGCUGAAGGAUUGCGGCGAAGCAAUAUAUCUUCCUUUACAAAUACAUUUCAGCAAUCAUCUGUUGGAGCCCAUCAAACUCCCACAGGGAGAGGUUUACCUGUCAUAAAUGAAGAUGGCAAUGUGACAAGUGAAGAUUCUGGAAAGGAUAAUUGGAUUUCUGAAUCAACAUCUACAUCAGAGUUUCAAGUUGGUGGAAUAGGCAAAUGCACUCUUUGCCUUAGUACUCGCCAACAUCCGACAGCCACACCGUGUGGUCAUGUAUUUUGCUGGAAUUGCAUUAUGGAAUGGUGUAACGAAAAGCCUGAAUGUCCUCUGUGCCGUUCACCAGUGACUCAUUCAAGCUUAGUUUGCUUGUAUCAUUCAGAUUUUUAGUUCUUCAUCAAUGGCAAGUCUGAUGUUGAGGAUGGAAAACAAUAUUUAAAAAAAAAAAAGGAAAAGGAAAUACGUAAGAGAGAAGGUUGGCUGGCACUUGUACCUCUUUCACUAACAAAUGAGGGGAUCGUUUGCUGAUCCCGGUUUUACUAGGAUAAUAACUUAUUCAUUCUCGGUGAAGUUAUAUUGUCAUCCUCUUCCGUAUUGUAGGAAAGGGGAAAUUCUAAGCAUUUGACUGGUUUGUGAACUUGUUCCUAUGAAAAUUACUUGGUUAUGAACCAGUCGUAUUUGUCCUAUGAAUUGUUAGUCAGAGAGUAAAUUUUAUACUUGUUUGUC